Closterium sp. Naga37s-1 is the source of this 1203-nucleotide messenger RNA. The record is from the annotation of a GenBank genome assembly. NCBI's taxonomy places the organism in Eukaryota, Viridiplantae, Streptophyta, Zygnematophyceae, Desmidiales, Closteriaceae.
AUGGCGGCAGCAGCAAGUGCAGCUGCCGAAAGCGACGGAAGCCUCAGGAAUGAGGAGAGCUUCACAGAGCCCGAAGAGGGAUGGUUGGGACGUCUUGGCGUGCCAGUGGCCAUGGUAGGGGACCCGUGCGAGGAGGUGAUGCUGCUGUGGGGCUUGCGCAACCCCUUCACUGCGCGCAUGGGCUGCUUCGUGGAUCAAGGCGCCACCAGCGUGCGCAUCGAGGCGUGCGGUCAAGUCCUCGACAUCUUCCAGUCGCCCUCCUGCCUCGCAGGCGUGACAGGGUCGGUGCUGUGGGACAGCGGCGUGGUGCUGGCGAAGGCGCUGGAGCACCUGGCGGACUCGGCGCGCUUACCCAUUCGCGGCGCUAGCAUAGUGGCGGCGCUGCUAGGAGCGUCCCACGUGCACAUCACAGACCAGUAUGACCGCCUGCGCCUGCUGCACCGCUCCUCGGCCCGCCAUGCAUCCGGCAAAAAGGCAUCAGUUAGCAGUGCGAGCGGCGCUGGUAGCGGCAGUGGUGGUGGCGGUGGUGGCAGUGGUGGUGGGGGGAAGCGUAGAGGAGGAGCGGGGAAGGCAGGCGCGGCAGCAGCAGGAACAGCGGGGCAAAGAGCUUCUGUUGCUGAUGGGGGAAUGGGAGGAGGGGGGGAGAGUGGGGCGUGGCCUGAAGUGGUGGAGAUCUGUCAUGGGAGGAAGGGCGAGGAGACGAGGGUGAGAGUGAGGGUGUUUGAGCUGGAGUGGGGGGAGGACAUGGCGCUGCCAGGAUUCGACGGUGAGGAGGAUGAGAAUGGUACCGAUGGGAGCGGUGAGGAUGAGGCGGAUGAUGAGGAGGAGGAUGAGGAAGAGGAUGCGGGUGAGGAGGAGGGUGGGGGCGGCCGGGGAAGGGAGUGGGGGGGGCAAGAGGGGAGAGGGGCGCGGAGGGGGUAUGACUAUGUGGUGGCAUCGGAUGUGGUGUUCAGUGAGGAGGGCCUGGAGGUGCUGAUGCAGGCGCUGGGGCAGCUCGUGCGCCCGCACACCACUGUGCUCAUUGCAGGCGAGCUCAGGAAUGACGAGGUGUUGCAGCUGUUUCUGGAGCGCGCACAGGCGCGCUUCACAGUGGGCAGGCUGGUCGACAGGCACCUGCACCCGGACUUCAUCACCCGCAGGGUCGUUGUCUACUGCCUCGCUCGCAAGCGCCGGCGGCACGGCAUAGCAGGCGAGGCCCGCUGA